AUGUUUGAAUCGUGGUUAUUUGCGAAUUGUUUUGCCUCGAGGACUUUGCCUCUGUCAUUCAAGGUUCCCUGGUGGAUUAAGAUUUUGUUAGACGGUUUGCAACGAUACACAAGCGAUAAAUUUUUCCAAAUGGAGACUUCCAUUGAUUUAGAUCGUGAAGAUGGGUUACGAUUACGGGAUGGUACAUUGCGAUGGGUCCAUGUGGACAUCAAGAUUGAUAAAUAUUUCCUCGCAGUGGUGAUUUGUACGAUGUUUGCAAGCAUUGGCAGUGAACUAGCGCAAACGAUUAUUACUAGGGGUAGGAGGAUGUUUGAUCCCCUUGAUAUACUGUGUAAUAUGGUGGGGAGCAUUAUUGGUAUCUUGGUUGCGUAUGUGCGAGAUUGA
Messenger RNA from Naumovozyma castellii, 384 nucleotides. RefSeq lists its product as uncharacterized. The transcript has a single exon. The coding region runs from base 1 to 384 and encodes 127 amino acids. The record is from RefSeq and is a predicted model, not a curated record. NCBI's taxonomy places the organism in Eukaryota, Fungi, Ascomycota, Saccharomycetes, Saccharomycetales, Saccharomycetaceae.